This is a messenger RNA of Alligator mississippiensis (American alligator), 3711 nucleotides long. RefSeq names its product erythropoietin (gene EPO). NCBI's taxonomy places the organism in Eukaryota, Metazoa, Chordata, Crocodylia, Alligatoridae. Gene Ontology annotation, cellular component: extracellular region. Gene Ontology annotation, molecular function: erythropoietin receptor binding; hormone activity; cytokine activity. The transcript is spliced from 6 exons. Bases 2672 to 3382 code for a protein of 236 amino acids. The record is from RefSeq and is a predicted model, not a curated record.
CCUGCUGGAUCCUGUGCCCCAAGACCUGCGGAGACCACCCCCUCACAGCCCCACCCCGAUGGAGACCCCUGGCCUGGGCUGCACAAAGAUGGGGCACACCUUGCCUAGACUGGGCCUAAUCCUGCACCCAGUGACCUGCAGAGACCCCCCCCCCAGCUGGAUCCCAGUGGAUACCCCCUGCCUCAGUUGGACCUGGAGCCCCCCUCCAACUGGACCUGGAGACCCCCUCCUACAGGUGGGGACCCCCACUCUGGCUGGGCAUGAUGGUGCACUCUGAGAACUGGAGCCUCUGGAGAUCCCCUCCCAAAAAAACCUGGGCCUUCAUGGAGACCCCCCUGCCUCAGCUGCGGGGGGAGGGAGGGGCCCCCCAGGAGUGGACCUGGUUGGAGAUGGGGGACCCACCCAGACUGGGCCUGAUCCUGCACCCCAAGAUUUGGAUCCUCUGGGAGCCUCCCUCCAAAACUGGACCCUGAUGGGGGUCCCCCUGCCUGAGCUCCUUUGAGACAGGGACCUGGUUGGAGAACCCCCCCUGGAAAGGCCUCGAACGGCCCCCCCAGACUGAGAGCUGCUGAAGACCCCUGGAGAUGGGGGGGACCCCCCAUAUGGCCUCCCCUGGACUUGCUGGAGAUCCCUAGAGACAAGUGGACCUCUGCUGCCCCUGGACUAGGCGGUACCAGCCCCCCCAGUUGGGCCCUUCCCCCCCCCACACCAUACAGGGGUCCCUGCUAGCCUCCAGCGCAGGCCCCAGCAAGGAGCACCUCAUCUGCAGAGAACCCAGGCUUGGGCUGCCCCCCCUUGGAGACCCCCCCCCAGCUUGGGCUGCAGAGAAGCAGGGCUGGGGGCAAUAAAGAGAGGAGUCAAUGUGGCUGUCUGCCUGUCUGUGGGGGGCUUGCACAGGUGUCUGGACCCCCAUUUCCCCCCCAAGGACCCAGAUGCCCUAAGCAAUCAGUUGUCUGUCUGUCCCCCCUCCCCCCAAGGACUCAGUUGUCCAGACCCCUAUCCCUGCCUAAUGACCCAUUUGUCUGCCUCCCCCCCCAGGACCCAGGUGCCCCCCCCAGCUGUCCAGCCCCGCGCCGACAACCCAGGUGUGCGGCCCCGCCGGGGGCCGGGGGCCGGGCUCACCCCCUCGCCCUUGGCCGGCGCCGCGGGGCUGUUUGCGGAUCGAUGCGGCGGCGCCGGGGCGGGCGGCACGUAGCGCCCGGGUGAGGGGACCCGGGGGGCAGCCCGCGGACGCCUGGGUUCCCGGGGGUGUGGGAGCGGAAGCCCAGACGCCUGCGGGCUCCCCCGCACGUGGCCCGACCCCGCCCGGGGCCGCCGCUGGCGUCGGACAGACGGAGCCGCCGGUGCGGACGUGUCCGGCCGCCUGUAGCCCCCCGCCCCGCGGUGCCCGGCGCUCCCGCCCGCAGCCCUCUGCCAGCUCUGCCCCCGCGCGGUGCCGGGAAAGCCGUUGUCCUGCCCCGGGGGCAGAGGUUGAAGGCGGCACCUGCCAGCGUCUGCCCGGGAGCACGUAGCCUCCAGCGGCGGGCAGACAUCCCCGGCGUCGGGGCUCCCCCCAGCCCGACGCACGCAGGGAGAACCCGGGGUGGUGGAGCCAGGACACCUGGGUCCUCUGCGGGGCUGUCUCUGGCCCGGCCCCCUGCCUGUCGGGGUGCCUGCGAGCCCAUCCCAAGACCCCCCCACACCGCGCAGGGCUGAGUCUGCCCAUGUGUCCCAGACACCUAGAUUUUGCUCACGUGUGUGUACGUGUCCAGCACACCUUGGUUCUGUGUGUGUCCUGGAUGCCUGGGUUGUGUGUACACAUGUGUGUGCACACAUCCUGGAUGCCUGGCUUCCCUCUGUGUGUGUGUGUGUGUGUCCCGGGCACCUGGGUUCUCUACGGGUCCUCACAUGGGUUCAGAGUGAGGGGCAUUGGCAGGGCUGGAGGCAGGGAGCUACCGGUUGGGAGUGGGGGGGCACCAGCACCUGGGUUCUCAGUGGGGCCCAGACGCCAGAUUUGUGCGUACAUGUGUGUACGUGUAUCCAUUCAUAUGCAUCCUGAUCCUGGAUGCUUGGGUCCCCUGUGUGUGUCUCUCGGAUGCCUGGGUUCUGUGCAUGUCUGUGAGCAUGUGAAUCCCAGCUACAUGCCUCCCCUGUGUGUGUAUGUGCCUGUCCCGGAUGCCUGGGUCCCCCCUGUGUGUAUGCGUGUGUCCUGGACGCCUCCUGGACGCCUGGGUCCCGUGCGUGCGUGCAUGCCAGCCCUGCGGCCUCCCGUGGCCCCCACCUGCUGUGGCCAGGGGCCAGGGCCGACGUGCAGGUCCUGACAGCCUCUUCCCUCGACGGCGCCGGUGCGGGGGAAGCUGCCGCGUCCGGCCCUGUCCGGCCCCGUCCCCGCGCAUUCCAGCCCGUCAACCAUUAACCCCAGCCGGCGCCAGCCACUCACAGCCCGGGGUCCCAGUGCCCCUCACUCCUGACCCGCAGCCCCCUUCGUUUUCUGGUGCCCCUCACUCCUGACCCACAGCCCCCUUCGUUCUCUGGUGCCCCUCACUCCCAACCUGCAGCCCAGUGUCCCUCACUCCCGACCCACAGCCCCCUUCCUUCUCUGGUGCCCCUCACUCCUGACUCACAGCCCCCCCUCAAUUACAGGGAAUCCUGAUGACCGCCCCCCCCCGAGGCCAUGGGGCCCUGAUGGGGGAUGCGGAGCUGGAUAUGGGGAGAUUGGACCCCUUUCACAGAGCACAGGGAGAACCCAGGUGUCCGGGCCUCCAUCACAACCCACCCCAGGCUCCAGGCCAGACCGGGGGGACAACCCCAGCAUCCGGGCUCCCGCCCUCCCCACUCCCCCUGCCAGAGAAGCCAGGCGUCCGGACCAGCCCCGGAAGACUUAGGGCUCUGGACUCUGCUGUCGAUGCUGCUGCUGAUGCCGGGGCCAGUUCAGGCAGGCGCCCCCCGGCCCAUGUGCGACCCCCGUGUGCUGGAGAUGUUCAUCCGCGAAACCCAGGAUGCAGAGAAGGCAGCAGCUGCCUGCGGAGCUGCGUGCGACCUGCCGGACAUCCUGAUGCUGCCUGAAACAAAAGUGAACUUUAAUGAGUGGCAGCAAAUGAGUUGGCCAGCGCGGGUGCAGGAGGUGUGGGGGGGUCAUACCCUCCUGGUUACUGCCCUCUGCCGUGCCCGGGAGCUGGUGACUGAGCCGGGGACACGGGUGACGCUGGAGCGGAUGCACAACGUGGUGCGCGGCGUGGGCCAGAUCCUGCGCAACCAUGAGGCCAAGCCCCCACCCCUGGCCCCGCCCCCAGGCAGCCCUGCCCGCUCUGUGCUCCGCCUCCUGGGGGCUCAGUCCAACUUCCUGCGGGGCAAAGUCUCACUCUUGCUGGCCGAUGCCUGCCGGGGGGGCGGACCUACGUGAGGCCCCGCCCAGCAGAAUCCUACCCCUUGGAGCCAGUGAUUGACAGCUGCCUGGGAUAGAGGGAGCAACUCGUGAUGGACGCCUGUCAAUCAAGCCCAGAGCCUGCGGUGAAGGAUGCUGUCAGCGCCCAGCAUGCAAGGACUGCUGGCAGAGUGACUGAUGGAUGAUUGACAGCUGUCAAUCACACUGCUCCUUCCCAUGCCUGGAUUCCGUGCCCCCCGGACUCCUAGGUUCCCUUGCGGGGAGGCACAGAGACUCCAUGUUUGGUAUUAACUUAAUGUGUAAAAACCCCCCAUAUUUAUCUGUGACAAUAAACAGCCCAGACCCAA